AGGUUAAUUACAACAGGACACGACGAUAAUGUUAACCAUACAAUGAUCAUAUCUAAUCCUUUUACUCCGUGGUUUUUAAUGACAUUUUAAUAAUAUGUUCGUGCCUGUGUAAUUAGAAUUUUUUAUUUAUAAAAGUAAUUAAUUAAAAGUUUAAAAACGAACAUCGGAUCUAUCGUUUCUGUUUCCUGGUGUGUUAUCAUGUUUUAUCAAUUUUCAACUUCCUUUCAAAGUUGUAGUUUAACCAAUAAAAUACUUAUCACACUUGUCGGAGUGGGAGAUAAUUGAGUCUGAAUAAAUAAUUUUUAACACAUUUUUAGUCUAAGUGGUGUGUAACUGUCAAGUUGAUCUUAUACACAUACAUACAUUCACACUCAUACGUCUGUUUUACUGACAUAAUACUUUAUUUAAAAAAAGAAAAAUUCCCAAAUUCCAAGUGUACAUUAUCAAUUAUUUUCUAAAAUAGAAACAUACUCAGUGCAACCAAUAAUAUGGAAAAAUUGUCAAAUACUCUCCAGCCAUACAAAAAUUUUGUUGGACAAGCUGCAAGUAUUCUUACAAUAGCUCAGUUUUUUUCUGGUACUUUUAUAUGUAAGGAGAUAUACCAUAAAAAAUCUACAGCUGGUAUUCCUGCUGUUCCUUUCAUUGGAGGUUUGACAAUUGGUAUCUUAAUGCUAAAAUUAGCUCUAUUGAUGGAUGAUCCAGCUAUGCUUCAAGUCAAUAUAGCAGCAAUCAUUUUAAACACAUUAUAUACUGCAUUCUAUUACUUUUAUUCAAAAGAUAGAUACAAUGAGAUUUGGAAACCAUUUAGUGUAGCAAUAGGAAUGAUGGCAGUAUUUUUAGGAUACGCCAGUAUAGAAGAUCCUGCACAAAUUGAAUUCAGAUACAGUUUACUAGUAACGGUUUUAAUGUUGAUGCUUGUUGGAUCUCCUCUUAUGGAUGUGAAAGGAAUCAUAGAAAAGAAGGAUAGUUCCUCUAUACCUUUUCCUUUAACAUUUAUGGGUUCUAUAGUCUCUUUCUUAUGGCUUCUGUAUGGUAUAAUAUUAAUGAAUAUAUUUAUGGUUGUUCAAAAUGUGAUUGGUCUAAUAUUGUGCAUGAUACAGUUAUGGCUGGUAUACAAGUAUCCUGCAAAUCCAGGUCAGGACGAAAAACAAAAAAAGGCAGCUAAAAUCAAUUAAAAAUACUUGAUCCUUAGGACGUUGUUAAUUGUCGUUAUUGUUAUUAAUUUGUUGUUAUCCGUUGUAGGUCGUGAAGAUUAAUUGGUCGAUUACAUAUUUUUUAAUAUCAACCAUGUUGAAGAUUUUCGACAUUUUAUAUAUAUAUAUUUAUGAAGAAGAAAUACAAUUAUCAGUUUUCAUUGGUUUUUUUUUUUCAUUAAACGUCUUAAC
This is a messenger RNA of Diorhabda sublineata, 1385 nucleotides long. Its product is annotated as sugar transporter SWEET1. Bases 489 to 1175 code for a protein of 228 amino acids. Gene Ontology annotation, cellular component: membrane. Gene Ontology annotation, biological process: carbohydrate transport. Gene Ontology annotation, molecular function: sugar transmembrane transporter activity. The record is from RefSeq and is a predicted model, not a curated record. Lineage: Eukaryota; Metazoa; Arthropoda; Insecta; Coleoptera; Chrysomelidae. The transcript is spliced from 4 exons.